AUGUGUAGCACGCAGACCAAGACUAGUGGCGAAAAACAUUCUGUUGUCGCAGCUGGUAUAACAGUAGACUCGGCUUCCAGCCAAGAUUUGGCUACUCAGCAACUAAAACAAAUGUCAUUGUUGCCUAGUCAGACAAUCAAUGUUACAGAUGGAUCUAGCACGGACGACAUACGGCCAAGUGACGAGGCUCAAAAGGAAACCCAUUUACAAAAAUUUUACAAGGCUACAAAAGACAUUCAUGAUUCAAUCCAGCUCAUGUUCACUGCAAUCAUAAAAGAGCACGCUGCGCAUAUCCAAAAGAUGGAGCUCAUUAGUCGUAGUUAUGUGCGAGAGAUGCAGAUUAAAGCAGCCACAAAAACUGCCGAAAUUGUUCAAGCAAGAAAUAGAGUGUUUGAACCAGGCGAAUCUGCGGUCUCAACCACACCGGCAAUUCUAAUAUCCGUAUCUCCAUACUCGGAUUAG
Batrachochytrium dendrobatidis JAM81 is the source of this 462-nucleotide messenger RNA. RefSeq lists its product as uncharacterized. Bases 1 to 462 code for a protein of 153 amino acids. The record is from RefSeq and is a predicted model, not a curated record. The transcript is spliced from 3 exons. Lineage: Eukaryota; Fungi; Chytridiomycota; Chytridiomycetes; Rhizophydiales.